CCAACCUCGGGCCCCGUCAGCUCGGAGGUGCCUUCGUAGCUUAGCAUCGUGUCGGCCCGGCCCGGCCCGGCCAGGCCAGCGGGCAGAUGCCCCCAGCUGCUGCUGCCGUCGCCGCCGACUCCGCCAGUGGCGGUGUAGGAGGCGGGCGUCCGGCCCCGGGCCGCUGAGUGUGACGGACGGGGCCGGGGGCCGCCGGGCGCCGCGGCUUCUGCGGCUCCGCGCGGACCAUGUAUUUCCUGAGUGGCUGGCCCAAGAGGCUGCUCUGCCCUUUGGGGAGCCCAGCCGAGGCGCCUUUCCACGUUCAGUCCGAUCCCCAGAGGACUUUCUUCGCAGUGCUGGCCUCGGCCCGCCUGAGCAUCUGGUUCUGCCGACCUAGUGUGUUAAUUGUAACCUACAAGGAACCUGCAAAAUCAUCUUCUCAGUUUGGAUCCUACAAACAAGCUGAAUGGAGGCCAGACAGUACAAUGAUAGCUGUGUCAACGGCAAAUGGCUACAUCUUGUUUUUUCAUAUUACAUCUACAAGAGGGGACAAGUAUCUUUAUGAACCAGUGUAUCCCAAAGGAAGUCCACAAAUGAAGGGGACACCCCAUUUUAAGGAAGAACAGUGUGCUCCAGCAUUAAAUUUAGAGAUGAGAAAAAUACUGGAUUUGCAAGCACCCAUUAUGAGUUUGCAGUCUGUGCUGGAAGAUCUCCUGGUUGCUACUUCUGAUGGACUUCUUCAUCUUAUUCACUGGGAAGGAAUGACAAAUGGAAGGAAAGCUAUUAAUCUUUGCACAGUACCCUUUUCAGUAGAUCUGCAGUCAUCUAGAGCAGGUUCAUUCCUGGGCUUUGCAAAUGUGCACAUCAGAGACAUGGAAUACUGUGCCACACUUGAUGGGUUUGCUGUGGUGUUUAACGAUGGCAAAGUUGGAUUUAUUACACCAGUGUCCAGUAGAUUUACUGCAGAGCAGCUUCAUGGAGUUUGGCCACAAGAUGUUGUUGAUGGAACUUGUGUAGCAGUAAAUAACAAGUAUCGACUAAUGGCAUUUGGUUGUGCAAGUGGUUCUGUUCAGGUUUAUACAAUAGAUAACACCACUGGAGCUAUGCUGCUGUCUCAUAAACUAGAGUUAACAGCAAAACAAUAUCCUGAUAUUUGGAACAAAACAGGAGCUGUUAAAUUGGUCAGAUGGUCUCCUGACAACAGUGUUGUAAUAGUGACCUGGGAAUAUGGAGGACUUUCUCUAUGGAGUGUGUUUGGAGCUCAGCUGAUUUGUACACUUGGAGGAGAUUUUGCUUAUAGGUCUGAUGGUACCAAAAAAGAUCCUCUUAAGAUCAGCUCUAUGAGCUGGGGCGCAGAAGGCUAUCAUCUAUGGGUAAUCAGCAGAUUUGGUUCUCAAAAUACUGAAAUUGACUCUGAGCCCAAAAGUAUUGUUAAACAGCCUGGCAUUCUGCUAUUUCAAUUUAUCAAGAGUGUACUCACUGUUAACCCUUGUAUGAGUAACCAAGAGCAAGUGUUGCUUCAAGGGGAGGAUCGAUUAUACUUAAACUGUGGAGAGGCCUCACAAACCCAGAAUCCCAGUUCUUCAGCACACUGUAAACCCAGCCGGGAAAAGAGCUCGUUUGCAGAUGGCAGUUUUGAGUCUCAGAGUUUAAGCACUUUACUUGGACAUCGGCAUUGGCAUGUGGUACAAAUUUCCAGCACCUAUCUAGAGAGCAAUUGGCCUAUACGAUUUUCAGCUAUUGAUAAGCUUGGACAGAAUAUUGCUGUGGUUGGCAAGUUUGGCUUUGCACAUUACUCUUUACUCACCAAAAAAUGGAAACUUUUUGGAAACAUUACCCAGGAGCAAAAUAUGAUUGUGACAGGUGGCUUAGCCUGGUGGAAUGACUUUAUUGUCCUUGCAUGUUAUAACAUAAGCGACCGUCAAGAAGAGCUGAGAGUUUACUUACGAACAUCUAAUCUGGACAAUGCCUUUGCUCACGUCACCAAAGCACAAGCAGAGACAUUGCUGCUUAGUGUCUUCCGGGACAUGGUAAUAGUGUUUAGAGCAGACUGUUCAAUAUGCCUUUACAGUAUUGAAAGAAAAUCUGAUGGUCCAAAUACUACUGCUGGUAUUCAGGUCCUUCAGGAAGUCUCCAUGUCACGUUACAUUCCUCACCCUUUCCUGGUGGUAUCUGUCACUCUGACGUCAGUGAGUACAGAGAAUGGAAUCACCCUGAAGAUGCCACAGCAGGCUCGUGAUGCAGAGAGCAUUAUGCUAAACCUUGCAGGACAGCUCAUCAUGAUGCAGAGGGACAGAUCGGGCCCUCAGAUCCGGGAGAAGGACAGUAACCCUAACCAAAGGAAACUUCUGCCAUUCUGUCCUCCUGUUGUACUAGCCCAGUCUGUUGAAAAUGUGUGGACUACGUGUCGUGCAAAUAAACAAAAGCGCCAUCUUCUGGAGGCCCUCUGGCUGAGCUGUGGAGGUGCAGGCAUGAAAGUCUGGCUCCCUCUCUUCCCUAGGGAUCACCGCAAGCCCCAUUCCUUCUUGUCCCAGCGGAUCAUGCUGCCUUUCCACAUCAAUAUUUACCCCCUGGCUGUGCUGUUUGAAGAUGCAUUAGUCCUUGGUGCUGUCAAUGACACUUUACUCUAUGAUUCUUUGUAUACUCGGAACAGUGCUAGGGAACAGCUGGAGGUGCUCUUCCCUUUCUGUGUUGUGGAGAGAACCUCUCAGAUCUACCUCCACCACAUUCUGCGUCAGCUGCUGGUCAGGAAUCUUGGGGAGCAAGCCUUGCUCUUAGCCCAGUCCUGUUCUGCAUUACCUUACUUCCCUCACGUGCUGGAGCUCAUGCUCCAUGAAGUGCUGGAAGAAGAAGCUACCUCACGGGAACCCAUUCCCGACCCUCUGCUUCCCACUGUGGCGAAAUUUAUCACCGAGUUCCCACUCUUCCUGCAGACAGUUGUUCAUUGUGCCAGGAAGACUGAAUAUGCCCUGUGGAAUUACCUUUUUGCAGCCGUUGGAAACCCCAAGGACUUGUUUGAGGAAUGUUUGAUGGCUCAGGAUUUGGACACAGCUGCCUCUUACCUUAUUAUCUUACAGAAUAUGGAAGUCCCAGCAGUAAGUAGGCAACAUGCCACCCUUCUGUUCAACACCGCCCUGGAGCAAGGCAAGUGGGACUUAUGUCGACACAUGAUACGAUUUCUUAAAGCUAUCGGCUCUGGAGAAUCUGAGACACCUCCAUCCACGCCUACAGUUCAGGACCUACCCAGUUCAAGCGGUGGAUUUGAGUUCUUCAGGAAUCGAAGUAUAAGUUUAUCCCAGUCAGCUGAAAGUAUACCUGCUAAUAAAUUCAGCUUACAGAAAACACUAAGUAUGCCAUCUGGUCCUUCUGGAAAAAGAUGGAGUAAAGACAGCGACUGUGCAGAGAACAUGUAUAUUGACAUGAUGCUCUGGAGACAUGCUCGGCGUCUCUUAGAAGAAGUUCGGCUAAAGGACCUAGGUUGCUUUGCAGCUCAGCUGGGCUUUGAACUAAUUAGCUGGCUCUGCAAGGAACGUGUCCGAGCUGCUCGGGUAGACAACUUCGUGAUAGCCCUGAAGAGACUCCACAAAGAUUUCCUGUGGCCCUUUCCCAUCAUCCCAGCCUCUUCUAUCAGUUCUCCUUUCAAGAAUGGAAAAUUCCGAACAGUGGGAGAGCAGCUGUUAAAGUCUCAGUCAGCGGGCCCUUUUUCAAACCUUGAGAUAGAUGCUGGCAUCUCUAAUGUCCAACGAAGUCAGAGCUGGCUCAGCAACAUUGGCCCUACCCAUCAGGAGAUAGACACAGCCUCAUCCCAUGGACCACAAAUGCAAGACGCCUUUCUAUCACCUUUAUCUAACAAAGGUGAUGAGUGCAGUAUUGGUUCAGCCACCGACUUGACUGAAAGUAGCUCUAUGGUGGAUGGGGACUGGACAAUGGUGGAUGAAAAUUUCUCCACACUCAGUUUAACGCAGUCAGAGCUAGAGCACAUCUCCAUGGAGUUGGCGAGUAAAGGGCCUCACAAAUCUCAGGUCCAGCUUCGGUAUUUGCUACACAUCUUCAUGGAGGCAGGAUGUCUGGACUGGUGCAUUGUCAUAGGCUUGAUUCUUAGAGAAUCCUCAGUAAUAAACCAGAUUUUGGUUAUUAUACAGACUACAGAGGUAGAUGGAGAGAUGUUACAGAACAUAAAGACAGGGCUGCAUGCGGUGGACCGAUGGGCUUCUACAGACUGUCCUGGAUAUAAGCCAUUUUUGAACAUCAUUAAGCCACAACUGCAGAAGCUCAGUGAGAUAACAGAAGAGCAGGUCCAACCUGAAGCCUUCCAGCCCGUAACUGUGGGUAAGACUCCUGAACAGACUAGCCCCCGGGCAGAGGAGAGCAGGGCCUGCUCAGGCCACGGAAGCCUCCCCCAGGGUGAGGUUGGAGGUAACAGCCUGGUCAGCCGGAAAGAGGAGGACACAACCCGAGCAGAGGAGGACGAACCUUUACAGGAUGGGACUUACGACUGUUCUGUGUCCUAAUGAGAGUGGGGUGCCGUCACCACGGGCAGUAUUAAUUACUUAGCAGCAGCAUGUGUUCAACUGAGGACACUGUGACCUAGUUGAUUUAACCAGGGAGAGCUCAGCUCAGAAAUUCUGAUAAGGUAUUAAAUUUUAACUAACUCUCCUCUAAGAAAUCUGACUUCAUAAAAAUGUGGUAUCAGGCUAACUCAUCUUUCAUAAAAUUUUUUUAAGCUUCAAUAGAAAUAAAGAAUACUGUACAGAUGUACAUGAGAAUAUUUUGGUUUUAUUCUUAAAGGUUGGUAACUCUUAAACCAUAGGGAUUGUUUUGCCCAGAUGAGCUUACUUUUUCACUAACAUAUAGCUUACCUGUUUUCUGGUUCAGCGUGUGUCUAGACUGCUUUUUAAAAAUAAACGCUAAGGUGCUUGCUGUAGUUCAUCAGGUACCUGAGCCACCUGUAAUGCUCCCUUGGAUCGAGAGCACUGGGUUCUAACUGGGCCUCCUGCCUUGGCAUAGCACAUGCCAGUGUGAGGGAGAUGUGCCCCCGGCUGUUCCUGCCUGCUAAGCCCCAGUCCUGAACUGAUGGGAGAUGUCUUCCUGAGUUGGUGUGCGCACUUGAUUCCUGCUAGGUCAGUGCAGGCGGAGGUCUGAGGGGUUCUUAUUAAUUAUGCUCUUAGAUACCACUAAACUGUUUUAUAU
Molecule: messenger RNA, 5169 nt
Organism: Pteronotus mesoamericanus
Lineage: Eukaryota; Metazoa; Chordata; Mammalia; Chiroptera; Mormoopidae
Gene: RIC1
Product: RIC1 homolog, RAB6A GEF complex partner 1
Exons: 26
Coding region: 228-4490 (1420 amino acids)
Biological process (GO): retrograde transport, endosome to Golgi; intracellular protein transport
Cellular component (GO): cytosol; Ric1-Rgp1 guanyl-nucleotide exchange factor complex; Golgi membrane
Molecular function (GO): protein binding
Source: RefSeq, a predicted model, not a curated record